Messenger RNA from Colletotrichum gloeosporioides, 954 nucleotides. RefSeq names its product NmrA-like family domain-containing protein 1. Lineage: Eukaryota; Fungi; Ascomycota; Sordariomycetes; Glomerellales; Glomerellaceae. The record is from RefSeq and is a predicted model, not a curated record. The transcript has 4 exons. Bases 1 to 954 code for a protein of 317 amino acids.
AUGUCCAAGAAGAUCAUCACGGUGUUCGGAGCGACUGGUGCCCAGGGUGGCAGCGUCGUCAACAUCUUCCUCAACGACCCUAAGCUCAAGGCAGAGUGGGCAGUCCGCGGCGUCACCCGUGACACCACCAAGGAAUCUUCCAAGGCUUUGGCGUCCAAGGGCGUCGAGGUUGUCAGUGCCGAUCUUGGAGACAAGGCGUCGUUGGCAGCUGCUGUCAAGGGUGCCACUGCCGUCUUCGCGGUGACCAACUACUGGGACAAGCUGGACAAGGACUUGGAAAUUCAGCAGGGCAAGAACAUUGCGGACGCUGCGCAGGAGGCCGGCGUCCAGCACUUCAUCUUCAGCUCUCUGCUCGACAUCAACAAGCUCUCCAAGGGCGUUCUCCCAGACGUGUACCACUUUGACAGCAAGGCUGCUGUCGAGGAAUACAUCCGAACUCUCUCCCUGCCCUCGACCUUCUUCCUCCCCGGCCUCUACAUGUCCAACUUCCCCGGCGGCAUGUUCCGCCAGACUCCUCCGGACAACGCAUGGGCCGUGAACCUGCCCAUCCCGGCGUCCGCGCCGAUCCCGCUCUUCGACACGGUGGCCGACACCGGCAAGUUCGUCAAGGGCAUCGUUCUGAACCGCGACAAGGUCCUCGGCAAGCGCGUGCUCGGUGCGACGGCGUACGUGACCGCCGGCGAGACGGUCGAGGUGUUCAAGAAGGUGUACCCCGAGGCCGGCAAGACGGCCAAGUACAACCAGCUCACGCACGACCAGUUCCGCGGGGCGCUCAAGGGCCAGGGCAUGCCCGACUUCGUGGCGGAGGAGAUGCUGCAGAACAUGAGGCUGUUGGAUGAGUUUGGAUACUACGGCGGCGAGAAGCUGGAUGAGUCGCACGCCAUUGUCGAGGACAAGCUGACUACGUGGGAAGAGCACGUGAAGAACGCCAAGGCUUUUGCCGGGCUGCAGUGA